Molecule: messenger RNA, 2312 nt
Organism: Camarhynchus parvulus
Lineage: Eukaryota; Metazoa; Chordata; Aves; Passeriformes; Thraupidae
Gene: GLT8D2
Product: glycosyltransferase 8 domain containing 2
Exons: 12
Coding region: 599-1780 (393 amino acids)
Cellular component (GO): Golgi apparatus
Molecular function (GO): glycosyltransferase activity
Source: RefSeq, a predicted model, not a curated record
CAAGUUUCCCUUAGCUUUUAACUCUCAAGAACUCUGCCAACAGUUGGCUGUGGCUCUCCUGCAGUCACGGAGCAUUGGAAUGCCGGCUAGGAAGCUCCCUAAGUGACCGGAGGGACACACAAGAGAGGCUGCCCCUGAGCUUCUGCCGAGGCCUUUCAGGUGGCAGUGGGUGUAGUGGCGUGGGUGACACUGCAACAGGAUACCACUAGGAUCUCGAGGUAAAGAGACGAAGGAGAGGAUACUCGUAUGCAGUCCAAUGAAGCUUUUUUUCAGAGGACGGGUCAGCGCAGCGUCUGGACUCUGCACUAUUCCUCAGCAGCAGAGAAAGGAAAGAAAACCAGCACAACUCCAAAGGAAACUUUGAAGAGCUUGAAAAAGGAAUCAAAUCGUAAAACUGUUACUGUGCCCUGUAAGGCCCUUGUGUGGGUGACUUCAAAGGAGGAUGGUGGUCGAGGACGCUUUGGCAAGAGUGCUUACGGCUGUGGGCUAUCUAGGAUCCAAGUAAAUAACUCCACAGCGCUUCAGGAGAGGAGACUCCCAAAUACUGUGCUGCUUUGAAGAGUUUACCAUAGAUCACAGUUCUCAUCCAACAGGACACAUGGCUCUUUUAAAGAAAGUUAACCAGAUCUUACUGUUACUUCUUGUCUUAACCGUGUGUGCUAUUCUGUAUAGCAAAGUUCACCAAGUGCCCUUGGCAUUAAGAAAUGAAACAGUGGAUUUGGAGAACCCUGAAGAAAUGGAGGAAGAAAUCCCAGUGGUGAUCUGUGCUGCUGCGGGCAGGAUGGGUGCAGCUGUAGCAGCAAUCAGCAGCAUCUACAGCAACACAGAGGCCAAUGUUUUAUUCUACAUCAUUGGGCUGAAGACAACCAUCCCACACAUUCGAAAAUGGAUUGAAAAUUCUAAACUGAAAGAAAUAAAAUUUAAGGUUGUGGAAUUCAAUCCUAUGGUACUAAAAGGAAAAAUCAGACAAGAUGCAUCACGUCCUGAGCUACUGCAGCCUCUGAACUUUGUUCGAUUUUAUCUUCCUUCGCUUAUCCAGAAGCAUGAGAAAGUAAUAUAUUUGGAUGAUGAUGUCAUUGUUCAAGUCAGGUCACGAGUGAGGUGCCAGGCAUUGCAAUGUUUCCCUCCACCAAGAAGGAGUUGGGUGGGCCGUGAAGCCAGCAGGGAUGGUCAAGUGACAGGCACAUCUCAAUCAGCCAUUGCUGGGAAUCCAGGUGACAUCCAGGAACUCUACGAUACUAAGUUAGCUCCUGGACAUGCAGCAGCUUUUUCAGAUGACUGUGAUCUGCCUUCUACACAUGAAAUGGUUAGAAGUGUAGGGAUGCAGAACACAUACAUGGGAUUCCUGGACUUCAGAAAGCAAGCCAUUAGAGAUCUUGGCAUCAGCCCCAGCACCUGCUCUUUUAAUCCUGGAGUAAUUGUUGGUAACAUGACUGAAUGGAAACAUCAGCGGAUCACACAGCAAUUGGAAAAGUGGAUGCAAAGAAAUGUAGAGGAAAACCUCUAUAGCAGUACCCUUGGGGGAGGUGUGGUAACCUCCCCAAUGCUGAUUGUAUUUCAUGGAAAAUAUUCCUCUAUUAAUCCUAUGUGGCACAUAAGGCAUCUUGGUUGGAGUCCUGAUGCCCGUUACUCAGAGCAAUUUCUUCAAGAAGCUAAAUUACUUCACUGGAAUGGGAGAUACAAACCUUGGGACUACCCCAGUGUCCACACUGAUCUCUGGGAAAACUGGUUUAUUCCUGACCCCUCAGGGAAGUUCAAAUUAACUCAUCCUGACAGCUGAUACUGAAAUACUGCAUAACAUAGUGUAUGGGACACAUUUAAUAGUUUGAGAUGCAACAUGUUGUAUGAUUGGUUGAUUUUAGAAAAAAAAGUAUUUGUUAAAAAUAUGAAUAACUGACCAUCAGUUUUGUGUGCUUAUGGCAGCUGAGGGAGGCUGGAGUGACCAAUACACAGUUCAGAUUAUCUUGACUUUUACAUAAGGUGAGAAAACAAAUGUAUUUGACAAUGAAGUAUUUUCCUUAAACACUUACAGAGGUGAAAUUCAGUGUCAGAAAGAGUGCUUUAAUUUAAGGUCUUUCUAAGUAAGAUUCCAGUGUCUAAUAGGAAAAAAUCUACACAGGAAAUAGCUGCAGUGUUAUGUACAGUAAGUGUUUAGUUAUCUAGCCCACAUUAAACAGCCUGAAUUGAAAACCUGGGCAGAUGUUACUGAGUUCUGUUGUGGGGUGACUGUUUUGGGGCAUCUCUGCGUAUAGCACAUCCUGUAGUGCACUUGGCAAGAUGCAAAAUACAUUCCAAUACAUUGAAGUACAAUU